This is a messenger RNA of Capsella rubella, 1849 nucleotides long. RefSeq lists its product as uncharacterized. The transcript is spliced from 3 exons. The record is from RefSeq and is a predicted model, not a curated record. The coding region runs from base 684 to 1115 and encodes 143 amino acids. NCBI's taxonomy places the organism in Eukaryota, Viridiplantae, Streptophyta, Magnoliopsida, Brassicales, Brassicaceae.
UAGAACAUUCAUCAAAAGUCUUCUUAUCUCUAAAAUCACAGUAAGAUAGAUAGAUUAUCCUCGUAACAUCCACGAGUUUAAGGCAGAUGAGUACUCCACGUGUCCGUAACUAAAGCCUCUCCCAUACAUACACGCAAAACGAUUGGAUGAAAUAUAACACAUCAUCAAUUUUGUACGGUUGUAGGAAGCCACUUGUCAAUUAAUCAACGCUCAAUAAUGAUUGGGAGAGACCAAUAGUGAAUCUGUGGCCGUUGGAUCUAAACUAAAUCCAAAAGAUUUGAGAGAUUAUAAAUUGCAGAAGAAGACGACCAGAGCUCUUGAGUACAAGGGACGAAUUUGGUGAUGAUGAUGGAAGGAGACGCUCGAUAAAUUUCUCGUUUAAAAAAAAGGGUUUCUCUGCUCUCUGAUCCAUUACCAACUUUUUUUCUUUUGUUGUGAUUUUUGGGGUUUUAAAUUUCUUCAAAUUCUAGGGUGAAAGCUAAAAUUUAAAUUUCUUCAAUUUUUUUUUUUUUUUGUCAUUCUAAUUCUGGGGCUUUUUUGUGGUUGUUCAUUCUUUAAACUGUUUAUUGAUUAUUUAUUUGAGGUUGAUUUAAAAACAAAAGGGGUUUCAAUUGUCUGUCUCUGGGAUCUUUCACCAGAUUAAUGGUGAAUUUUCUAAAGAAGAUAACAAUCCGAUUCUUGAAAUGAUGAAGAGACAGAUCCCGAGUUGGCCAUGGUGGUUAUUAGGAAGUAGAAAAGAGAAAGAAACUGAAGCUCUUAAGUUUCCUCCUACAAAGAUGAUAACUCGAGCUAAUAGUAAAGGAAGAGUUUAUAAAAGAAAGGAUCUUGAACUUGAGAGCUUCGGUUCGUCUGGCUCUGAAUCUGUAGCUGUUGCUGGUGGUGAUGGACCUGAAUGGUCUGUCGGAUGGACUGAGCCACAUGGACCUGAUUUCCAAAGUGAUGAUGAAGCAGAUGAUGGUGGUUUCUUAGUUCUGGUUCCUUGUUACAGAGCUCUUGUCGAAGGCUCUAGUAAUAAUAACCAGCUCUUGAGUGCUGUCAAGAAUCUACCCAGCGGGUUUCCUCCUGAUGGGAAGAAUUAUAUGGAGCAAUGGCUUUCAUCUCUGCAGAACCUUUGACCAGGUCUCUUUCCUUUGUAGUUAGUUAGUGGUAGUUUUAGUUUUGUCUAAUUCGUGCUGAAGAAUCAUUUUGGUUACUACAUUAAUCCUGAAAACUCAAAAAAAGAAAAAAAAAAAGGAAAAGAAAAAGAGAGAACAAAGAAAGAAAGGCACAAGUAGUUUUAUAUGGUUUAGAUUAAGAUGAUGGGGUUUUGCUUACAUUGAUCCUGGAUAUGGAUCAAGCCAAAAAAAAAAAAAAAAAAAAAAAAAGAGUAAGAAAAAUGAAGUGUAUGAUUGGAAAAGCUAUGGAGAAGAAGCAGCUUUAGCCUUGACCCUUGAGUGUUCAUAGGAAGAUUGAUUACAUUCAGAGAAAAGAGGGUGGAUAACAAGUUACAUUGAUCCUGGAAAGAAAGCAAUAAGGGUGGAAGAAACAGACAGUGCUUCAAGGAUUCAUAUCAAGAUGCUCAAAUUGAUGGUGUGAAUGGGAUUUAUUAUCCAACUGAGAUGGGAAAUUCAUGUAAAGAGUCUUGUAAAUACCAAAAAAAGAAAAGAAAAAAAAAGAGUGAUGUAUAUACUCUUUGUCCUGUAUCAUAACCUCCUGAAGGCUGAGGUAGAAGUGAUUGGAGAUUGAUUGUAUUUGUAUGUAAAUAUUAACUACCACUGAUCUUUCUUUUUUUGUAUAUAGACAACACUCCUGCCAUUGUAACUCUCUGUAUUAUAUAUUGAAUUGGGAAAGCAUGAAGAAUUUCUCUAAA